This is a messenger RNA of Rhinocladiella mackenziei CBS 650.93, 1053 nucleotides long. Its product is annotated as adenosine deaminase. Gene Ontology annotation, molecular function: adenine deaminase activity. Gene Ontology annotation, biological process: adenine catabolic process; purine ribonucleoside monophosphate biosynthetic process; hypoxanthine salvage. Lineage: Eukaryota; Fungi; Ascomycota; Eurotiomycetes; Chaetothyriales; Herpotrichiellaceae. Bases 1 to 1053 code for a protein of 350 amino acids. The record is from RefSeq and is a predicted model, not a curated record. The transcript has 2 exons. Gene Ontology annotation, cellular component: nucleus; cytosol.
AUGUGUCAAGGACCAAUGCACGAGUUCCUCAAGGCUCUGCCCAAGUGCGAGCAUCAUAUGCAUCUUGAAGGCUCUCUCGAACCACCUCUCCUCUUCGAACUCGCAUCUCGCAACAACAUCUCCCUCCCACACCCGACUGUCGACCCAGCCUUCGAAUCCAUCUCGACCCUCGUCGCCCGCUACCGCCGCUUCAGCUCCCUGGACGACUUCCUCCAGUACUACUUCAUCGGCAUGUCCGUGCUCAUCACGUCUUCUGACUUCGAGGCCCUAGCUUACGAGUACUUCACCCGCGCCCGCUCGGAUGGCGUCGUACAUGCCGAAGUCUUCUUCGACCCCCAAGCCCACACGUCGCGGGGUGUCGCGUACUCCACGAUCCUCGAGGGCUUCACGUCCGCCCAGCGCCGGGCGAAUGCUGACUUCGGUAUCACGUCUGAACUUAUCAUGUGUAUUUUGCGCCAUUUUCCCGCACAGGACGGCGACGCUAUGUACCGUGCAGCAAUCUCCGACUUGGAGUCCGGCGUCGUUAAGGGUCUGGGGCUCUCGAGUACGGAAAAAGGGAAUCCGCCACACCUGUACAAGGACACGUACGCGGACGCAAAGAAGCGCGGGUUCAACCUGACUGCCCAUGCCGGCGAAGAGGCUGGUGUCGACUAUAUGGCGUCGGCCCUACACGAUUUGCACCUCACACGCGUGGACCAUGGGAUCAAAUUGCCGCAGGACCCCAAUGUCAUGGCUGAGUUUGCACAGAAGGGUAUAAUGGUGACGAUGUGUCCGUUGUCGAAUGUUGAAUUGCGCUGCGUGAGCAAAGUGGCAGAGUUACCGGUCCGCACGUACCUUGAGCAGGGGGUGCCAUUUAGUAUAAACUCGGAUGACCCGGCGUAUUUUGGCGGGUAUAUUUUGGAUAAUUUCUGUGCGGUACAAGAUGCGUUUGCACUGAAAGUGGAGGAGUGGGAGAGAUUGAUGAGGAAUAGUAUUAAGGGAAGCUGGUGCAGUGAGGAACGGAAGGGAAUGAUUGAAAAGGCGUUGAAAGAGGUCGUAGAGAGAUUUCGUUAG